Messenger RNA from Macaca mulatta (Rhesus monkey), 2012 nucleotides. It is a transcript of the gene CHRNB4, whose product is annotated as cholinergic receptor nicotinic beta 4 subunit. The record is from RefSeq and is a predicted model, not a curated record. Gene Ontology annotation, biological process: monoatomic ion transmembrane transport. Gene Ontology annotation, cellular component: postsynaptic membrane. Lineage: Eukaryota; Metazoa; Chordata; Mammalia; Primates; Cercopithecidae. Gene Ontology annotation, molecular function: acetylcholine-gated monoatomic cation-selective channel activity; transmembrane signaling receptor activity.
CUAGUGAGCGCCGCUGCGCCAGCAAACCUCCGGGGCCAGGACCGGCGCUCACUCGACCGCGCGGCUCACGGGUGCCCUGUGACCCCACAGCGGAGCUCGCAGCGGCUGCCACCCGGCCCUGCCAGCCAUGAGGCAUGCGCCUUCCCUGGUCCUUUUCCUCCUGGUCGCCCUUUGCGGGCGUGGGGACUGCCGCGUGGCCAAUGCAGAGGAAAAGCUGAUGGACGACCUUCUGAACAAAACCCGUUACAAUAACCUGAUCCGCCCAGCCACCAGCUCCUCACAGCUCAUCUCCAUCAAGCUGCAGCUCUCCCUGGCCCAGCUUAUCAGCGUGAAUGAGCGAGAGCAGAUCAUGACCACCAAUGUCUGGCUGAAACAGGAAUGGACUGAUUACCGCCUGACCUGGAACAGCUCCCGCUACGAGGGUGUGAACAUCCUGAGGAUCCCCACCAAGCGCAUCUGGUUGCCUGACAUCGUGCUUUACAACAACGCUGACGGGACCUAUGAGGUGUCUGUCUACACCAACUUGAUAGUCCGGUCCAAUGGCAGCGUCCUGUGGCUGCCCCCUGCCAUCUACAAGAGCACCUGCAAGAUUGAGGUGAAGUACUUUCCCUUCGACCAGCAGAACUGCACCCUCAAGUUCCGCUCCUGGACCUAUGACCACACGGAGAUAGACAUGGUCCUCAUGACACCCACAGCCAGCAUGGAUGACUUUACUCCCAGUGGUGAGUGGGACAUAGUGGCCCUCCCAGGGAGAAGGACAGUGAACCCACAGGACCCCAGCUAUGUGGACGUGACUUACGACUUCAUCAUCAAGCGCAAGCCUCUGUUCUACACCAUCAACCUCAUCAUCCCCUGCGUGCUCAUCACCUCGCUGGCCAUCCUCGUCUUCUACCUGCCGUCCGACUGCGGCGAGAAGAUGACGCUGUGCAUCUCUGUGCUGCUGGCGCUUACAGUCUUCCUGCUGCUCAUCUCCAAGAUCGUGCCGCCCACCUCCCUCGAUGUGCCUCUCAUUGGCAAGUACCUCAUGUUCACCAUGGUGCUGGUCACCUUCUCCAUCGUCACCAGCGUCUGCGUGCUCAAUGUGCACCACCGCUCACCCAGCACCCACACCAUGGCACCCUGGGUCAAGCGCUGCUUCCUGCACAAGCUGCCUACCUUCCUCUUCAUGAAGCGCCCUGGCCCUGACAGCAGUCUGGCCAGAGCCUUCCUGCCCAGCAAGUCACACGUGACCAAGCCCAAGGCCACCACCACCUCCACCAGCCCCUCCAAACUCUAUGGGAACUCCAUGUACUUUGUGAACCCUGCCUCUGCAGCUCCCAAGUCUCCAGCCGGCUCCAGGGAUUUCUGGCUGCGGUCCUCUGGGAGGUUCCAACAGGACGUGCAGGAGGCAUUAGAAGGUGUCAGCUUCAUCGCCCAGCACAUGAAGAAUGACGAUGAAGACCAGAGUGUCGUUGAAGACUGGAAGUACGUGGCUAUGGUGGUAGACCGGCUGUUCCUGUGGGUGUUCGUGUUUGUGUGCGUACUGGGCACUGUUGGGCUCUUCCUACCGCCCCUCUUCCAGACCCACACGGCUUCGGAAGGGCCCUACGCUGCCCAGCGUGACUGAGGGCCCCCGGGUUGUGGGGUGAGAGGAUGUGAGUGGCCGGGUGAGCAGUUUGCUGCUUCCUUCUGGGUUGCGGCUGAUGAGGCCCUAAAUAAAUUUGACCACUGGCCAUCAACCCCAUCAAACCAGCCACAGCCAUGGAAGAGGCAAGGAUGGGGGCCUGGACUGUCCUCUCUGAAUGCCUUGGAGGGAUCCCAGGAAGCCCCAGCAGGAGGGAGCUUCAGACAGUUCAAUUCUGGCCCGUCUUCCUUCCCUGCACCGGGCAAUGGGGAUAAAGAUGAUAUCAUAGCAGCACCUACUAUGCGUCAGCCAUGGUGCCGGCCUGCCUCUCCAUCGCCAUCUCCCUCCACUUCCCCUUGUCCAGUCCCUCACACACUUCUAGUUUCUUCCCAGCUCAGAGGCUUGGCAU